Sphenostylis stenocarpa is the source of this 1266-nucleotide messenger RNA. The record is from the annotation of a GenBank genome assembly. NCBI's taxonomy places the organism in Eukaryota, Viridiplantae, Streptophyta, Magnoliopsida, Fabales, Fabaceae.
AUGUCGGAAGCCUAUGAUGCACUUGAUCCAACUGCCAAUAUUACAAUCAAAUGGGAUGUCAUAAGCUGGACUCCAGACGGCUAUAUUGCUGUUGUCACAAUGUACAACUUUCAACAGUAUCGGCAUAUUCAGACUCCUGGAUGGAUACUAGGGUGGACAUGGGCAAAAAAGGAAGUAAUUUGGAAUGUAAUGGGAGGCCAAACCACAGAACAAGGGGACUGUUCGAGGUUCAAAGGGAACAUCCCUCAUUGUUGUAAGAAGGAUCCAACCGUAGUGGACUUACUGCCUGGAACUCCUUACAACCAGCAGAUUGCUAAUUGUUGCACAGGGGGAGUCCUAACUUCAUGGGCUCAGGACCCUGAACAUGCAGUAAGUUCAUUUCAACUCAGUGUUGGUUCUGCAGGAACCACUAACAAAACGGUCAAACUGCCAAAAAAUUUUACCCUGAAAGCACCUGGGCCUGGUUAUACUUGUGGCCCUGCAAAGAUUGUGAAACCUACUAAAUUUAUUACCAAUGACAAGAGGAGAACCACUCAGGCAUUGAUGACCUGGAAUGUUACCUGCACGUAUUCUCAAUUCCUAGCUCAGAAGACCCCAACAUGCUGUGUUUCUCUUUCAUCCUUCUACAACAAUACAAUAGUAAACUGCCCUACCUGCACCUGUGGUUGCCAAAACAAAACAGAACCUAGCAGCUGUGUAGAUCCUAAUUCCCCGCAUUUAGCUUCAGUGGUAUCACCACCAGGCAAAGCUAUAAAUACACCUCUGGUCCGGUGCACCAAUCACAUGUGUCCUAUACGAGUGCAUUGGCACGUGAAGCUUCAAUAUAAAGAGUACUGGAGGAUAAAGAUCACGAUCACAAAUUUCAACUACAGAGUGAACUAUUCACAAUGGAACCUUGUUGUGCAGCACCCAAACUUUGACAAUGUAACGCAGGUUUUCAGCUUUAAUUACAAGCCACUAACACCUUAUGUGGGCUUAAACGAUACUGGUAUGCUGUGGGGAGUCAAGUUCUACAAUGAUUUACUUACUUCAGCAGGACCCCUUGGGAAUGUGCAGUCUGAGCUCUUAUUCCGAAAGGACAAAUCAACCUUCACAUUUGAUAAGGGAUGGGCUUUCCCGCGAAGAAUUUAUUUCAAUGGAGAUAACUGUGUAAUGCCACCUCCUGACGCCUAUCCAUGGCUUCCAAAUGCAAGUUCAAAGCUAGUUUUCUCUUUGCUGAGUACAGUCUUCGGCACUAUAGCUUGUGUGGUGAUGUUAUUGAGUUAA